Naegleria lovaniensis is the source of this 360-nucleotide messenger RNA. RefSeq lists its product as uncharacterized. The transcript has a single exon. Lineage: Eukaryota; Heterolobosea; Eutetramitea; Acrasida; Naegleriidae. The record is from RefSeq and is a predicted model, not a curated record. Bases 1 to 360 code for a protein of 119 amino acids.
AUGUCUACAACAACCACAACAACUUCCAAUCAUGAACAAGAUAUUGUCCCAAAACAAGAACCCUUUGUCUUGAUGAAUCCAUUCCAUAUCAACAUUCAAGAUGAAAAGGAAUUCGAAGAGGGAUGGCUCGAUUGUGCUCGUUUCCUCCAAACACAAGAUGGUUUUCUGAAAACAGCACUCCAUAAAGCCAUUGCACCUGAAAAAGCUCACUUUCAAUACAUGAAUUAUGCGUUAUGGGAAAAUCCAUUGAAAUUUUCAAAAGCUAUCCAGUCCAUGAAGGAACAAGGAAUUUCCAAAAAAUUGGACCAACUCGAACAUGAAUGUUUUCCAUCCUUGUAUCAAAUUCAUUUGGAAAUGUGA